UGCUUGAAGCCUGAAACUUGUUCAAAAAACUUGUUUUUCAUUAGUUGAUCUCUUGCAUGAAACUUUUUUUCCCCGCAUUUUAUUAUUAUUUUGCGAUCCAUUCGAAUUUACAACUCUAUAAUCAUAUUCAGUACAUUUCCUUAAGUGCCGGACGUUUGUUAUGACGAUGAUUUUACUGAUGACCUAACCUUACAUUUAUGUCCUAAAGCCUAAAAUUUCCCUAAUGCUUCAGAGAACUUGAAGCUACUCCAAUGAAAUAAUAUCAAGGGACAUGGAUUUUAUUGGGCUUGAUUGCUACACAUUGCAGCCAGAUGAAAAAGUUCUGAGUUCUGUGUGUGAGCAUCUUAGGAGUUUCUUCUCAUUCUAUAAAAUGGUCCAAGAAUGAAAUAACGGUCAUGUUUAAUCCAGGUGUUAGUGGAAACGCCAGGGUCAACGGCCAUGUGACUGGACUAUCAGGAAACCAUGACCGGAAAAGAAAAGGGAAACUUCCUGGAUCUUACACAUCUAGCCAAGUGCAGACAUCCGCCUCAUCAUCACGUGUGUCAAAUUUACCAAGAUCCAACUCCUGCAAUGGCCAGUUAAAAUUUGCCGAUAGGUUGAAAGGUCUCAGGGGAUUACUUCUUAGUAAUGGUGAUGAGGCUCACCAGAAUCGUGAAGAAAAUUCAGAUUUAAGUGACCUAGAAGAUCCCUACACAUUUAAUGAGCCAGAACCUGUUAGAAAAAAUGCAACACCUGCCACAACAACCAAAACUGUUUCCAAGACUACUCCAAGAAGUGUUAUGAAAAGUAGAAUUGAUAAAGGAACCAGCAACAGUUCUGAGCCCACUGGUUUGAAUAUGACACGUCUUUAUCCUGCUUUUUUUGAGCCCAACUCUUCCCAAUUACCAUCCUCCACAAAUUCAAGUAGUUCAUCCAAAACAACUCUUGCGUCUCUCUUAGAAUCAUCUACAUCUGAUGAUGUACCCACUAAAAGAAAUGAUUUUGAACGAUCCUUCUCUUCUUUUUCUGCUAAGGAUUUGAACUGCUUUCCUAAUUUAACAAGUCCACCCCCACCUGAGCAGCCAUCUCCAUCAGUUGCGCCCAGUACUAAGAUUUCACCAGUUAAACAUGGCAUGCCAACCACACCCCAGAGAGAGAGCAAUAAGCUUGCUGCUCUCUUUAGUCCUACUUAUCUCAACAGUAUACGCAAUGAUAAGAGUAAAAUUAGGAAGAUCUCAAACCCUAGGAAUCAAACUCGUGAAAAGAUAAUUCCACGUGUCUUACCUUGUGAUAGGAGAGCACCUAAAGAGGUAACUAUUAAAUCCUCUGUUGCACCUACUGUGGAAAAUAAAAAGCCAGAAGAAGCAUCCAAGACCACUUUAAGUCGGCUUCAAGACAAAAUUGCUCGCAAAAUGGUUAUGGGCAAGCAUCAAAGGAAAUUGGCAUCAAAACCUGGCAAUGAAAUCCCUCAAAGGAGACAUAGUGUUAAUGAUAUGCCCAUUAAAAAGGAAAGAAGCCUUCUUGAAGAACAACUGCUCAGUAACAAACCCAUAAAUCAAAUAAAGAAGGAAGAUCCAGGACUAAGUUUAAGCUUAUCUGCAGGGCUGACUCCUCCACCAGCUGCUACUACUCGUGUUCCAGGUGUUAAUGGACCGCUCACAUAUAGUGUUGCAAAGAGUUCGUCUAACAUUCAACGUUCCAGUGGAAACUCAUCUAGGAAAGAAAAACCUCAUGCAACUUAUGGAGGUCAGAAGUCAUCGAAAUCCACACCAAAUUCAAAUGCAUUAUCUCAGGUACCUGCCAAGAGUAGUUCAGUUCGUCAGGGUUUGAACGGCUCAAUGACACCUGUUUUUGUCAAGAGUGAAGUCCAUAGGUCUCAUAAGAGACCCAGAACCAAAUUAGAUCUUGCAGGUGACGCAUUAAAACACGAAUCAUUGCAGAGGCUACAUAGCCGAAAAGAGCCAAAGUAUGAUGUCUUUUCGCGAACAAAUGUGAUUGAAACUGACAGUGAUGACAGUGAUUUGGAAGAGGGUCUUGUGUAUCAGAAACACUGGUUUAGUGGUUGGAUGGAAGCAGGAUCUGGUUUGGCCUCGGAAGAAAGGAGGGAAAACAGAUUAUUACAAAUACGUGCUGAAUUCCGGCGGAAACUUAAUCAAGUCUGGGGAGCUAGACGUGAUCCUGGUGUGUCUUCACUACCAAAGUGUGUUGUUGAUUCAGCUUUGAGUAAACCAAGUCAAACAGCAGUUCUCCUUUCCCCAAAUCAGCGUUGGCACAGAACUGGAAGGUCGAAGUUGUCAAUGUUGGUGCCAAAGCAAUGCGUGUUUGGAAAACAAGGGGAAGGGGAGGUAUGUACUUCACCUGCUCUCCCUUGUGCACAUCAUUGUGUAAGGCACAUCACCUACAAUGUGGAGCAAUUGUUAUUUGAACAUUGCACCGCUAAAUUUUCUGACAACACUCAGUGUUGUGUGCCGGUGUUUGAUUCAAGCCAUGAGCUACCUCUCUGUUCAGAGCAUGCACGUAAAUUGGAUGAUUACAACCGUCAGUCUCAAGUGGUGAAACCCAAGCGAGUUCGCAAGAAAUCAAAGCCAUCAGCAAUGACAAGGUCCACGAAACGUAAUAAAAAGAAAAAGCAAAAGCCCUCUCUCAGCAGCCAGCCCUCACCACUGCCACCACCAACAUCGCCUGUCUCAUUGACUAGUAAUGUUCCAACAGUCCAAGCUCAGGCCAGGAUCCAGCGUUCACAAUCCCUCCCUGUUGAUUCCUUGUCUCGCAGAGAUUCAGAGGACUUCAUAGAUGGAAAUCUAGGAAUAGUUACACCAACAUCACCUGCAGAAAGUACAGAAAUAUUUGUCACUGAUGAGACAUAUGGAAGAUUGAAUGAGACCCAACUGAAUGUUAAUGACCUCAAUGGAGUUGGGGAAACUAUUGUUGAUGUCGCUGAUGUUCCUGAUGUUGAUGUAGAGGAGGAAGCCCUUGAGCUUGUUGCUGAGCUACCUGAAUUGACAGAUGCAGGUGACCUUGGGCAGCAGGAUGGUAGCUUACUUGAAGGACAUGACCUCACCAAUGUAUUAAAUGAAAUUCCCACAAUAGCAUUUACAGAUUUGUUCGGAGAAGAGGAUAAGGACAUGGAGCCUACAAGAGAAGAAACAGAGGAAUUGGAAAGGGCUCUGGCUGCAGUUGACAAGGAUGUCAAAUCCCUGCAAAAUAUGGGCAGCCAGAUACUUUUAGACUACAAAGCUCAGGACUUACUGCAGACGUCUGAAGCCCAAGCACAGGCACAGGUGUUCCUUGAGGUUGAUAAGCUCUCGCCGUCACAGGGGUUAUUAGAUAUAGACAAAUUACAAGCUCAGGGGCUCUUUGAUGUGAAGAAUCAGGGUCUUUUAGAUAACCUCUUAGAUGAUCAGACACUUGUACAAACAUUAACACAACUUCCUGCUGAUUUGCCUAGUAGUAGUUCCAACCUAGUUUAUUAUCACAAUGGUUACACAAUAAAUGGUGGGGGGAUGGAGAAAAACCUUUGUGUAGCUAAUGGUAGUUCUGGUUCAAUUUAUCAGGCUCCAGGCAUAGUCGGUGUUCAAUUACCCACGCAGACUAAUCUUCACUGACAAGCUAUUUUAUUAGUUGGCUGAUUAUAUGCAGGUUGCUACUUAUAGAUAAUCUUAAUCUAUCUAAGUAGAGAUGGUGGGCCAGUCUAUUACUAUCUUGUCCUACCUACAUAUAUCAGGUUCAUUCUUGUCUGUUUAUUGUGCAUUUUUAUAAAUGUAGUUGUCGACUAAUGUUAAUGUAUUUUUUUUAAAUUGUGGUUUAAGAUGCUUUUUUAAGGCAGAAUAUGCUGCAGUUUGACCAAUUGCUUGUUACUGUAUUUUCUCUUGACAGUCAUUAUAUAUCCCUUCAAAUAUUGACAAAACACAGCUGCUGGGAAUUACAUAUUUUAAGUUUUAAGAAAAGUAAAGAUUGUGAUUUUGCUCUGGCAGCUAUGUUGCGUAAUGCUAUAGAAAUGAAUGUCUUAGGUAAUAUUUAUCCUAAUCAGAUAUGUACAAGAAUCUCAGAAAAAAUCUGGAAGAGAUAGUGAGGUUGAUCCUCCUAAUUGGAAAUGUUUCAAAGUAUUUUGCGUUUUUGGAUGUUAAUAUUGUCAGAAACUUCAAAACGUAUCUGCUUUACAGUCCAUUUCCAUCAGAUUUGGUCAAUAUCAAAGUAUCUGUCUAGGUCACUUAAAAGUUUUAAUAAGAAAAUUAUUCUGGUUAAAAAAUGAUUUGCAGCUGUCACUUUAAAGAACCCUUUAUGAGGUAGUGUUGCACUGCAAGCAAAGAGGCCAUAGCGGAAACUUAGUUUGUACAAACCAUUUUUGUGAUCAUGAGGCUUUACCUAAUAUUGGAUGAUGUGACAUAUAAAAAUUUACGCCAUUAUCCAUUAUGACCACAGAGAAAACUAUUGAAAAUGUCAGGAUAUGAUAAAAAAACGUCGCUCAUAUGGUAAGUGUAAAGAAAAAGUUCUGCUUUUUUAUGUGCAAUGGAUUAUUUAAAGAGGCCUACUUAGUUAUGAGAAUACACAUGUGUACUUGAAAAUAGCGUGAAUUCUGACUGAUGUUUGUUUUUAAAUGAGCAAGUUCAGGCAUAGUUUCAUCCAUGCGUUUCCACUGUCCCUGUAAUUCAUGUUUUGCAAUUGUAUUCCCUUUCAUUGGAUGUUUUCUGCAUGUGUAGGUUUUUCCAUAAUAUGACUUGUUUGUCAUUAAUAAGUGGAAUGAUUUGUGAGCAGUAACAUUGCCUUGCAAAACUUGUGUGUUUUGAGAAAUAUUUGCAAUUUAGUCACUCAAUGCCUACCUCUGCAUUUUAUAGAAUAGUUGUUGCCUGUUGUAAGCAGGUUCUUAUUUGCAGUAUUUAAAAAGCUCUUUUAUGAAUGUCAUAAUUUGUAAUGGCUGUGGGCAGCUCCUCAGUUAGUAAAACAAGAGAAAAUGAAGAAUAAUGGCUUCUCCCUCACUAUUAUUUUCCCACUCUUAGAAUCAAUGCAUUUUUAAUUUAGUAAAUUUCAACAGUUGUAAGCUCUAUGGAAAAAGGCUUAGCUAACAUUUAGCUAAUUGUUAAUUGGUACAUUGUGGUCUAGAGAUGUUUUUGUCUCUAGACUUAAAUUUCUUUGUCACAGGCAACUCGUGGAACUCAUUUUGAUGCCAUAUAAUUGUGGGAGAUUGAAAAGAAAGGUCAUCAUUUAUCUAUUCCAAACUUAAGACAUAAAAGCAAAGUGUUUUUCUUAGAAAAAUGAGUGCAAGUAUUGCACAACAUUUUAUGCAACUAAAAACACUGCAUUUGAAAAAAAAACAUGUUCAGAGAAUCUGAAUGCUCAAACUUAAAUGCAAACAGGAACUACUGCCAAAUCCAUUUUUUUCUAAUCCAUGUUUACUAUUAUGUUGUGAAAGACUGUUAUACGUUAUACUUGCUAUACUUGCUAGUUCAUGUGUUUCACCAAUAAAGUAGGUCGGUGCCCAUCGAAUUCUAGUAAAAUGUAGGAUCAAGUAUGAAUAUAUUACAUAAAGGUAUGUAGAAAAGAAAGGCACAGUAGAAAUGUGGGAGGAAGGUGGCAAUACACUUUAGCAUUGUUACACUAGAUGAAUGCAUAAGCAAAUCAAAUGUUAUUUUACCUAGUACAAAUUUACUUACAUCAGGCCCAUCUAAAAUAAAGAAAGAGUCUUCUUUGGUAUAAGUAAUGCGUCCGGUGAAUUUCCUCAUUUUGUUAUAAGUUUCAGUUGCAAUCCGUCAUCUGUCAGUGUGCAUAGUAUGUAAUGUAUUUUUUCUAAUGAGUUGUGUGACUGCAAAUCUAAUUAAAAAACAUAAUUUUGUCAGGUUAUCUUUAGUAUGGUCAGCUUGUAUAUUUUCAUUACAUUGUUUUCUCUUUUAUUAACCCUGAUUAGAUGAAGUGUUUUUCAGCAAACGAUUUUUGAGGAACAAAAUGUAUGACAUAGAAUGCUAAAACUUGAUACAUCUAUUAUUAUUACUUUGUUAUCAGGAACAGACAACAAAAUUGGAUCAUUCUACAUAAAUGUGCUUUUUGUACUUUACUGUUUAGAAAUUACAAAAACUGUAUCAACCUAUUCCCUAUUCAUGGUCUGUGCUCUGUGUUGUUCUUUUGAUGCUUGUUCCUGAUAUUCAUGACAGACUGUGUUAUUUAGUUUUUAAGCACAAAUGCUAAUGUGUAACAAUAAGAUCAAAUUUGAUGUAUUUAGAAUCCUUUAUUCGAUUAUUAUAAAAAUAGCCCAUGUAUAGUGUACAUAUUUGGCAUUCAUGUUUGCGUGUAAGUAACAAUUUCUUCUUCUGGAGGAGAGCAACUUUUAGCUAAGAUUUAAUGUUUAAUUUUAUCUGUGAUCUUGUUUUCUUUUCGUUUAGUUACUAUCUUGUACUUUGUAUCCUUAUCUGAAUAGUUUCUCUACAGUAAAUAUUUCCUUAUAGUAAUUUGGUAUUUGCCAUUGACUCGGUUAGUAGGUUGUAUGCUCCAUUUGCUAUUAUUCGCUCAAAAUCAUUAUAAAUUUUGUACAGUUUCUGGAAUUUCUGAUUGUUAUAUUACUUCAUAUGGGCACCAGCAGCUAUAAUGCUGAAGACCUUUUCUUUUCUCUUGACUCACACUUGAAUUUUCCUAUCUGAAUUUGAAUUGAACACAAGUACCUGUAAAUAGUUGACUUAUUGCAAAAAUAUGAGUGGUCCUGUUUUGGUUCAUAUUUUGUGUUUUGGUGAUCAACAGGCAACUUUUCUUAAUUUUUUGAAAAAAGGAUUUGUGCUUUUCCCCCAUACAUUUUAGCCACUGUUUUUUUUUCCCCCUAGAAAAAAACAAAACAAAAAUAUCUUCAGACUCUUCUUAGUAUGGGCAAUUGUUUAUAGCUGGAAGUUUGUCAAUAGAUCUUGAGAUGCAAAUACCAUAUGGUCAACAUAUCAUGAGCACUAAGUCCUUUUUUUUUUUCAUUUUCAUGACAUUUCAGUAGUUUCAGUCAUUUAAAAAAGUUAUGUACCUGUUAAUUAUAGAGUCCCAUUAAAUAUUGUACUUACUUACGAAAUGGUGCAUAUUGCAUAUUUGUUCGUACUUUGGAAUUGCUUUAAGGCAGAAGAAAUAAUUGUAAAUAAAAACCUGGAUAGUAUUAGGCAUUUGUAUUUGUGCUUGUCAAUAGUUCUACUAUUUUGAUGAUUAUUAUUACUGUUAUUGUUGCUAUUACUACCAUUACUACUUCUAUAGCUAUUAUACUUACUCACUUUUCAUUAUAGGGAUGGAUAGCAUUGAACAAAUAGAUAUAAAUACAAUAUAAAUAUAUACUUACCAAAAAAAUCUGUUCCUAAAGCUUGCUAAUAUUGUUUGCUCUUAGACGUCACCCUUAUGUUACCCUUCGGUUUCUCAUUUUCCUCAAGUUGACCAAUUCAUACUAAGUUUUCCGUUAUCGCAUAGUGGUUUCAUAAAUAGGGCUCACUUGAUUGUUGCCCUUAGACCUGUUUCAUUUACAGUUCUCAAUAUUAAACUCUCAAUUGUCUAUACUAUCAUUAAAUUUCUCCUCUUACUAAGAACACCUGACUUCAUAGCUCUUCCAUUUGAAUAGUUCUGAGGAAAUGCUACAUGUUUUCAUCUCCAAAUUACUUGUGUACUACGUGAAGGCAUUGUGUGAAAGUAUACUUUGCCCUGAUAUUGUUUGUUCCCGUAUGGACCUAAGUUCUAGUUUGUGUGGCUUUGUGUGAAUGAUCAUAAAGUAUCUAAUAUGACUAUUUAUUAA
Molecule: messenger RNA, 7717 nt
Organism: Frankliniella occidentalis (western flower thrips)
Lineage: Eukaryota; Metazoa; Arthropoda; Insecta; Thysanoptera; Thripidae
Exons: 13
Coding region: 396-3584 (1062 amino acids)
Cellular component (GO): nucleus
Source: RefSeq, a predicted model, not a curated record